Zea mays is the source of this 814-nucleotide messenger RNA. RefSeq lists its product as uncharacterized. Gene Ontology annotation, molecular function: RNA binding. NCBI's taxonomy places the organism in Eukaryota, Viridiplantae, Streptophyta, Magnoliopsida, Poales, Poaceae. The record is from RefSeq and is marked validated.
CUGUGCGUACACUCCACACCUCGCCUCCGUGCUUCCGUCUCGCACUUCCGGACAUAAAGUGCGACCAUGGCCAUGGCGGCGCUGCGGGAAACCUCCCGCUGUUUGGCGUCCAGGGGGAGAUCUGCGGCCUGGCGACCCGUGCUCCUCGCGCAGUCCCGCGGCAUCACUUACAAGCUCUUCGUCGGAGGUUUAUCACAGUUUGCGACGGAAGCAAGCCUAGCAGAAGCAUUCUCACGUUACGGACAAGUAAUAGAAGCUACCGUCGUCAGGGAUAAGGUGACCGACGUACCGAAAGGAUUCGGCUUCGUGAAGUUUGCUUCCCCGGAGGAAGCCAAUAACGCGAGGGAAGAGAUGAACGGCAAGGCAUUGAACGGUCGGGUCAUAUACGUGGACAUUGCAAAGGCCAGACAGGACCGUGCUGCAGAUGCCCUCCCAAUAGCGAGAGGCCCUCCUAAGCCUAUCAGCAACGACUGAUAGAGGAAGGCCUUGGUGUGCGCUCCCAAUAGCGAGAGGUCCUCCUAAACCAAUUAGCAACGGCUGUUCAAGGAAUGCCUGGUGUGUAGUUCCCUCCCGUCCUCAGCUGGCAUACUAGUUCGAUUCUCAGAUACGGAGGCUCUUAGAUGAUGAAACGUGCCGUGAAAUAUUCUGCGGAACUUUGAGGUUCUGGUUGAACACAAGUAGAGUUUAUUUAGAUUUAAUUACCCGGAGUACUCGUGUCAUGCUUGUCCGGAUCAGACACUGCGUUUGCUUGUCAUGACAGGUGCUGCUUUAAUAAAUCCGUGGUGCUAGCCACACGAAACAUCUUGAUGUUACA